Molecule: messenger RNA, 510 nt
Organism: Phytophthora nicotianae INRA-310
Lineage: Eukaryota; Oomycota; Peronosporomycetes; Peronosporales; Peronosporaceae
Exons: 1
Coding region: 44-283 (79 amino acids)
Source: RefSeq, a predicted model, not a curated record
ACUAAAUGAAUCAAACCAAUUAUUUGCUUUUACUACCGUCGAUAUGUCGAGCGGAGAUGAUGCGCUGGCCAAGCUUCGUGCGCGUAUGGCGCAGCCACCCAAGGACUGGGUCGACGUGGUGAUGGUGGCGGUGCUCAAAGACCCAAUGUUCUACGGUGUCUUGGGUCUCAGCAUCUUCCUGGUGCUCGCAAUCAUUGCGCUAUUCGCCACCAAAGUGCUGCUGGAUCAGAUCGCGGCCGAGGACAAGCUGAAAGAACGACAAAAGAGCAAGAAACAGCAGUAGAAACGUACUGUGAACUACCUAAAACUCUAAAGCCUACCGACCAAAUCAUUCUAUGAACGCUCAGCUCAGCUGAGAGAAGAGACCUGCUGAUCUUUGUCUAUGGCUCUACAGCGAGGGAAACACCACUACGGGGAAGUGCGGGUGGAUCGAGAAGUCGAACUCCAUCUGAUUCUUCGAGUCCUUCGAGGCUGUUGUCUUCUUUGACUUGCCUCCUGCGUUCUGGCUGC